UCCAACCUUAAACCACUAAGAUAUAAAAUGAAUUUUGUUAUAAAAAUUUUGAUCCUUGAACAAUGAAUGAAAACUCUACCCUACACUGUAUAUUCAUCGUCAUAUAAUGUAGAAAUGACUUAUUCUUCUCUCCCUUAGGCCUUGUUUGUUUUAGUCUGAAAGUGAUGAAAUUGGACUAACAAUUUCGUGGAUCUCAUAUUCUCCAAUAGAGAUAAACUUAUUCACGACACAGCCGUGAAUAGUUCCUUUAUGGUUUUUCAAUUAAUUUUACUCGUGGAAAUUCUUUUCGGUUAAUGAGAUUCUUGAACUUUGUUACCCAUAGCAGGAAAUUAAUUGUACUCCAGUGAAACCUAUUGGAAAAUUAUAAAAUUGUGUUUGAAUUAUAAAUUUAUUUAGUAAUUUGAAAAAAGAAAUGGAAAAUGUGAAGCAGCUAAAUUUGCCUCAUCUUUUUUCUUUUUUCAAAUUCCUCCUUAAAUUCAUGAUCCAAACAUAGUGUAAAGAAAUUAUUCACAGUACAUCCGUGAAUAAGUUUAUCUCUUUGUGAUAAUAUCAUGGGACUACGAAUCUCUUCCAAGGGGUAUUAGCAAUCCCAUGAGGGGUUGUGUUUCACAGUCCAAUCCCUUGAGAUCGAGAUUGGACGUAAAAAUAUCAUUACAUCCGCACUUUACAAAAAUAAUAAAAUUAAUUUUAUAUAUUAAGGACUUUUACAUAAAUUUAUAGAUUAAAUGACAACCAACUAAUAUUACCAUACUCCUAUACAAACAAAUAAAAUUUAUUUUUACAUUUUUAAUGACACUAAUAAUCCCCUCAUUCAAUCCUAUCGUACUAAUAACCCAUCCAAUCUGGCAAACAAACUUCGUUACUUUAGGGGAGGUGUUUCAGUGGUUCUUUCUCUAACAGAAGAAGAAGUAUACUAACUUUUCUUUGCUUUCAAACAUACAACAAUAAAUUCAGUAUCAUAUAUAUACACCAUUUCAUGGUGCUGGAUUCAUCAGAAAAUCAUGGCAAAUUGGCUUAUUAUUUUCUUCACCUCCAUUGUGUGGUGGUGUUGCUUUGGCAACACCCCUGCCACUUACUUGCAAAAUGAGACAGAUAGAUCAGCCUUGAUUGCUUUCAAGUCUGCCAUUGAUCAAGACCCAUUUGGGGCAUUGAGAUCCUGGAAUGAUUCAGUGCACUACUGCGAUUGGAAUGGCAUCUUGUGUAGUCAUCGACAUCCCAAUAGAGUCGUGAUGGUGAGACUACGGUCGCAAGGCCUGGUGGGAUCACUCUCACCUCAUAUUGGAAACCUCUCCUUCCUCAAAAGCCUCAUUCUUCAAAACAAUAGCUUCCAUGGCCCAAUCCCACAAGAGAUUGGUCGCUUGUUUCGACUUCGAAACAUUUCACUCAGCAACAAUUCAUUUCAUGGUGAAGUACCCACCAACUUUUCCCAAUGCUCAAAUCUUGAAAUCCUUAACUUGAUGGACAACAACCUAACCGGAAACAUCCCAGCCGAGUUAGGAUCUUUGUGGAAGCUUAGACUUUUAGGCUUAAGUAUUAACAAGAUUUCAGGAACCAUCCCUCCUUUUCUUGGCAAUCUUUCCUCUCUUACCCAACUUUCCUUAGGACGAUGUGCUUUGCAUGGAGAGAUUCCAAAGGAAAUUGCCCAACUUCAAGGCUUGAUAUUGUUUUUUAUCUCUGAAAACAAUAUAGCUGGCGAGGUUCCUUCAAGCAUUUACAACAUCUCCACUCUGUCUUGGUUUGAAAUUUUUGAUAACCAACUUCGUGGAAGCAUUCCUCCUGAUAUAGGCUUAACCCUACCCAAUCUCAAGCUUCUUUUUCUUACUGAAAAUAAGUUCACAGGACCACUUCCUAUUUCAUUGUCAAAUGCUUCCAAACUUCAACAGAUAGGCUUUGAUUAUAACAACUUUGUGGGGCCAAUGCCAAGAGAUCUUGAAAGACUUUUAAGUCUACGAAAGUUUGGCGUUGGUGAAAAUUUGUUGCAGGAUGACCUCAGUUUUAUUUCAUCACUAACGAAUUGCACGAGUUUACAAGCGUUUAGCGUUGGCGGCAAUUUUCUCAGAGGUCCGGUGCCCGAGUCCAUAGCUAAUCUCUCUUCCGAGGUUAGCAUAAUUAGUAUGGAGGACAAUGAAAUAUAUGGAAGCCUACCAUCAGGUAUUGGGAACCUCCUCAAUCUGAGUAUCUUUGAUAUGGCAACGAAUCAUCUUAGUGGCCCUAUUCCUACCACCAUUGGGAAACUUCAUAAUUUGCACGGACUUUACUUAGGCGUAAACUAUUUCACACAAUUACCAUCUUCAAUAGGUAACUUGACUUUGCUAAAUGAUCUCUACUUGGUUCAAAACAAAAUCCAUGGAAGCAUACCUUCAAGUCUCGGCAACUGUCAGAACUUGUUGGAUUUAAAUCUUGCUCAUAAUAAUUUCCAUGGCUCAAUACCCCCUGAAAUUAUGAGUCUCUCUUCCAUUUCAAUUUCCUUCAACUUAUCUUACAAUGCGUUGACUGGUUCUCUUCCAUUAGAAGUUGGGUCUUUGAAAAAUCUUGCAACAUUAGAUGUGUCCAAUAAUAGAUUAUUAGGAUCUAUUCCGAACUCUCUAAGCAAUUGUUUGAGCUUGGAAUGGCUUCAUUUGGAAGGUAAUUCAUUUGAAGGUGAGAUACCUCAAAGUUUAAGAGAGUUAAGGGGUUUACGAGAGUUGGACCUUUCACGCAACAAUUUAUCGGGGUUGAUCCCAAGUUAUCUAAGUGAGCUCCACUUAGAAAAGUUGAAUAUAUCUUUUAACAAGCUACAUGGGCGAGUUCCAAUGGAAGGAAUUUUUCGAAAUGAAAGUGCUAUUUCGGUGGUUGGUAAUAAUGAUCUAUGUGGAGGCAUUCCAUACUUGCGUCUUCCUCUCUGCCCAUCAUCAAAGUCCAACAAGAAUAAGCUCUCUCGCAAGAUAAAAGUGAUACUCACUGUUGUGGUUGUUCUUGUGUUAUGUUCAAUUUUGUUGGUUUGCUUAUUCAUAUUCCUUCAUUGGCGACGUGUUUCAAGAAAGAAGGCCUUUUCCGUGCCAUCACUCAAGCACCAUCUGUUACGGGUUUCUUAUGCAGAACUUUUGAAAGCUACUGAUGGAUUCUCAGAGGACAAGCUAAUUGGUGUUGGGAACUAUGGUUCUGUUUACAAAGGAAUUCUUGAUCAAGUUCAGAUAAUAGUGGCAGUAAAAGUACUCAAUCUCCAACUCAGAGGAGCUUCUAAAAGUUUUAUGUCAGAAUGCAAAGCACUAAGAACCAUAAAACAUAGAAAUCUCUUGAAAAUUUUGAGCGCUUGUUCUAGUGUGGAUUUCCAAGGUAAUGAAUUUAAGGCAUUGGUAUAUGAGUUUAUGGCCAAUGGAAGCUUAGAGAAAUGGUUGCAUCAUGAUGGAAUCAAAAAUAAUGGACAAGAAGAAGAAUCCAGAAAUCUAAAGUUGAUUCAAAGGCUAAACAUUGCCAUAGAUGUUGCUUCUGCAAUUGAGUAUCUUCACUGUCACUGUGACUCAAUAAUUAUUCAUGGUGAUCUAAAGCCAAGUAAUGUUCUUUUGGAUGAUGAGAUGAUCGCUCAUGUUGGAGACUUUGGGUUAGCCAAAAUUAUUAUUUCAAAUGAGGUGGUACAACAUCAGAGCAAUUCAACUGCAGUAAGGGGAACUAUAGGCUAUGUUGCUCCAGAGUAUGCCAUGGGCAACAGGGCUUCCACAAUAGCCGAUGUGUAUAGCUAUGGGAUUCUUCUCUUGGAGAUGUUUACAGGUAAAAGACCAACUGAUAACGUAUUUAAGGAUGAUCUAACUCUUCAUAUCUUGGUUGAGAGUGCUUUGCCCGACCAAGUGCCGGAGAUUGUGGAUCCCCGCAUUCUUUCAGAACACGAGCCAAGAAGUUGGCUUAAAGACAAUCUGGUUUCUGUCUUGAGAAUUGGAGUUGCAUGUUCAAUGGAAUCACCAAGGGAUCGAAUGCAGAUUCAAGAUGUAGUUAAUGUAUUACGUAAGAUAAAAAAAGUUUGUGAAAAUAAUGGGUUGAGACAAGACUAGGAAAAUCUUAUCAAACAUGAAAUCCAAAGGAAAUACAAGCAAAUCAAAUCAAAUCAUGCUUAUGACUGCCCUAUUUUCUCUGAGGAUGCUUAGGGGCUACAAUCUAUAUGUUGGUGUGAUCCUUACGUUGUCUUCAUCAGCUGUGCGUUCAAUAAAUAACUUCGACUUUACUUCUCAUGUGGAGUUGUAAAAUUUGUUGAUGUGGGAUCGUUUAGAGUAAGUGUAUACGUCUGUAACUUUUCCUUUUCUUAUCUUGUUUAUGAUCUUUCGGGUGUAAUGUUAGCACUUCACUAAAUUACUUGUCAUCAUUUCAUUAGUAUAUUUCUAAGUUUCAUUUGUGGUUCUUGAAAUUCAAAUAAGCUAGAGAUAAAGUUUCUCUGCUUGUCCGAUUUUAGUGUGGUUUUAGUUUCUUUUGUGACAGUGGUUGUGUUUGGGGUUUUCAUGGUUAUAAGUGCAAAAGGUGUUGGCACCUCAUAUCACCCUUCUUGUUCCAUCACCCUUCAUGGUUGCUAGUAGGCUUUAUUUCUAGAUAAAAUAUUAUUGUAAUUUUGAUCAAAGUAAAAUUUGGGUUCUCUUUCAAAUCGUGGCUUAAAGCCACUACUUGAGUGACUUAGGCCUUGGGUCGGCCCGAGAGGCAUGAGGGGGCAUUAGUAAUGGUUCACUUGAAUGGUGUGUGGGUGCAAAGGGGUUUGACUUAAAAAUGAGUGUAAUAGCCGUAUCGUAUAAUUAUUAACAUGUAAUAUUAUCAUUCAAUAAUAAAUUAUCACAUGGUAUGAUAAAUACUAUUUAAAUGUAAUUAUUAGAUUCAAUAUAAUUUAAUAACUAUCACAUUUGAUACAUAAUAUUUAUUACAUUUACAUAUGAUGAUUUAUUAUAUUAAAUAAUAAUAUUAUGCAUUUAAUCAUAACGAGAUAUUAACAUUAUACUAAAUUAUUAAGGGUUUGCUCUUAGUCCACUUGAAUUGUGUGUGAAAGAGAGAACGCAAGCGUCUUCACCUUAAUUGUCUUAAAAUAAGUUUCUAUUCAUCAAUUGAGGGCCUUUUGCUAAUGCUACCAAUUUCACACAUUUUUUCUUACUGAAAUAUGACUAUGUUGAAUUUUAAAUGACCUUGAAGCUCCCUAGAUUGAAGAGGCUAGUGCUUUUCUCUUUUGAAUUAGGACCUUAAAUUUGCAUGGACUAGUGUUUGGGUGUCAUGACAACUAAAAGUUUUUACAUUUUGUUGGACCUUUGGAAAUUUUGUGCUUUUAACUAAUAACCCGAAAGCUGCACUGUUGACUUGAAAUUUGGCACUGAAAGAAAACUGUGGCUCAAAAAAUCACUAUAAGAAGUUUAAAAUAUAAGCAAAUAAUAAAAGAAAACUUAUGGUUUAUAGAAGUGUUUGCUUCAUUUUGUACAGAGUGAAAAAUCAAGUUGCCGAUUCAUUUUACUUCAUUGCCUUUGAUAAGGAUCCCUGAAAUGAGGCUAAUUUCUAUUCUAAAAAAUUAAAAUUAUGGACAAAAAAGUAGUAUUACAUGAUGAAAAAUGUUAGUAUUUAGAGGUUCAAAAAACAAUGUCCAAUUCAGCUUAAAUUGGAGGUAGCAGCUCAAGAUGCAGGGGGCAUUGGGUAUUGAGAACGUUUAUGCUAGGAUCUGCUAAAUAUUAAUGAGAUCACUUGCCACUAAAUUUUUUUCUUUUUUUUUGAUCGGAGAAAAAUCAAUAAUUAGUUAUUAUAUUAGCAACUUGGGAGAGUUGAACCCCCAAUAUCAAUAUACAUCUCUCUCUGACUAUAGACUUUCCCUUUUACUAAUCAAAUAAAAGUGAGGAAGAUGUAGUAUCAUUGAUUUAUUUGACAAAUAGUGUCGUGGGUCAAUUUUAUUGAUGGCCCAAAUCAUUGCUUGGUUGUAUUCACUAUGAAAAGGAAUACAAUGAAAUCUAUACUUUU
Molecule: messenger RNA, 5946 nt
Organism: Camellia sinensis
Lineage: Eukaryota; Viridiplantae; Streptophyta; Magnoliopsida; Ericales; Theaceae
Biological process (GO): protein phosphorylation
Molecular function (GO): protein binding; protein kinase activity; ATP binding
Source: RefSeq, a predicted model, not a curated record